Molecule: messenger RNA, 4415 nt
Organism: Seminavis robusta
Lineage: Eukaryota; Bacillariophyta; Bacillariophyceae; Naviculales; Naviculaceae
Source: the annotation of a GenBank genome assembly
GUGCUCAGGCGUGGAAAUUUCAAUUUUUGUUUUAGAGCCUGAGUGAAAACCGUUGGACGGUCCGGUACGGUAUGGUUAGCCUGUAACCCAAAAACGAGGACCAACCAUUGAUUGAUUGAUUGACACACCAAACAACAAAAUCCGCAACAGGCCAACUCCGUAGUUGGCGAAAUCACAACCCAUGGCAAGCAUGCCACCCACUGAAUAUUCUCUAUUCUCUAUUCUCUAGCACUAGCUAGUAACCCGCUUUAAAAAUUGUGCAGUCAUCAUGGAUGAGUCGACCGAGAUAACCAAGGAUACCUCAGAGCAGUUGGCAGCAGGUUCUAACAAUUCUGGUAGCAAGGACCAUGAGCACUGUUGCCACAGAAGAGACGACCUGGCAGCACUCAACAUUCUGAAGCACCCCGUUUGGAUCUUUGAUGUCGAACGCAAAUGCAUGUUUUGGGCCAACAAGGCAGCUCUGGAAAUCUGGAAGGCAGACUCGUUGACCGAGUUGUUGGAGCGAGAUUUUGCUUCCGAUAUGAGCGAGGAAACGAAUACUCGCAUGUUGGAUCACCUGGAGCAAAUGAAACGAGGCAAAGUCAUGACAGAGCAAUGGACGUAUUAUCCCAAGGGGGGGCGUCCUAAAACGCUGCAAGUAAGUGGCUCUGUCAUUUGGAUACAGCAUAAUAAUGACAUCGACAACGACAGCCGGGGACGAGCUGCUGUCCUUGCCGAAGCGGAAUUGCCGGAUCAUGCUGGCUUUCAUGAUUCCACGGCACGGGAAGUGGAACUACUUCGGCAUGUACCGAUGGCGGUAUGUCAAUUCAAAAUGAAUGGGGAUAGCAUCUUUCGGAAUCCAGAAGAUCUGAGGGUAUUUGGAGUGGACAAAGGACACGAUGACGACGAUGACAAUAAUGAGAAGAAAAGCAAAACGGGGCUGUUGGAUCGCUUCGUGGAUCCUUCUGUGGCGACAACCAUGCUCGAAAAACUUCAGGAUGGAAAAGAUUAUCGAGUCGCAGCGAAGCACUACGUUGCCGACGACGGACCACCACUUUGGUUUGCCAUUUCUUGCCGAAAAUCCAAGGAUCCCGUUACGUCGGACGAUUCUAUCCUUUACAGUGCCCGGGAUAUCACGGAGGUGAUGAAAGCAAGAGAGGAUACCAAGAAAGCCAACCUCAAAUCAGAAUUCAUGUCGGUGAUUGCCCACGAGAUUCGGACUCCGUUGCAUCAAAUUGUGGGCUACACAGAUCUUUUGGAGCUCACAAACCUGGCCGAAAAGCAAGUAGAAGCUGUACGAAUGAUUCAACGUUCACUCGACAACCUCAUGUCAAUUCUCAAUGACCUACUGGAUUACAACAAAUACGAAUGUGGGCACACCGAACUGGAAAAGAUUCACUUCAGCUUGAGAGGAUUGCUGCGGGGAUGUGUUACUUCCAUCCAAACCGAGGCGGUCGCCAAGGGAAUUGACCUGCGACUUGACCUCGUUGAAAACUUGCCGUUCAAGGUCAUUGGAGAUCCCAACAAACUGCGUCAAAUCCUUUUGAAUCUCUUGCAGAAUGCGGUCAAGUUUACCGACCAGGGUCAUGUCAUCCUGUCGGCCAGCACACGGAGCAGUAUCAACACACCCGACAAUCAUCAUCAAGUGAUUCGGUUUGAAGUCACCGAUACGGGGAUUGGGAUCCCACGAACGCAUCAAACGAUGAUUUUUGAAAAGUAUGCCAAGGUGAACCUCAAUAAUGCCAUCAACUACAAUGGAACUGGACUGGGAUUGGCCAUAUGUGCAAGUUUGGCCCAAGCCAUGGGCGGUAAAAUUGGCGUGGACAGUGAAAUGGGCAAGGGGAGCACGUUUUACAUGGAAAUUCCACUAGAGCUUUCGACGACGGAGGAAGCAUCCGCCGUUAAGAAAGAUCAAAUGGCGGCCGAAGAGCUGAGCCCGGACGAGUCCCUGCGUGUGUUAGUUGUGGAAGACAACAAGGUCAAUCAGAAGCUCGUGGUAAGGAUGCUAGGGAAGCUAGGGCACAGUUCUGUUGUGGCUGAAAACGGCCAGGUGGCUCUGGAUAAGUUGCAAUCGGCGCAGGCAGAUCUUGUGCUAAUGGAUAUCCAGAUGCCCGUUAUGGACGGCCUGGAAGCAACCCGAGAGAUACGAAAGACUCGGACGAAAUUUGCUCUCCCCAUUGUCGGGCUGUCGGCAAGCUUUCAGAAUGCCGACUUGGAGACCUACCUUGACAUAGGAAUGAAUCAAUGCCUUAGCAAACCUGUACGAUUGGAAACUUUGAAACGCACGAUCGACAAGACCAUCGCCAACUGUCGGAUGGGGCGUGGGUCUGUGUAACAUUGGUUGCUACCUCCGUAAUAAAGUGAUUCCUGCAACAUGUGCGUUUUACAAUGAACAGGGAAAUCUAAUCUUUGCUACCCUUGCAUCCGAGAAGUCGACACACAUUCGUGUUGUGAGGUGAUUGAUUGUUUGCCGUGGGCCUUGAGGGUAAGAACCGCGGUCACAGUGCGUAAUGAUCAUUCUAGCUCAACAGCUCUAGAAACGCACAGUGCAGCUCGAGUGACAAGUCUCGAGAAUCAUCGCAGUUCGGCAAGGUGAACAGAGAGCAGAAUUACGGUACGAAUGAUUCGAUUCAAUCGACAGGACAACGUCGGCACGACGCGAAGAGUGACGAAGGGGCUAAAGGAAUCACAAUCAAAUCAUUCCAACCAUCAUCGGAAAGGUAGCUACACUGAGAGUAGACGACUAGCUAGCACGAGCCUGAGAAGCUCGGGGAAAGACAAAGUUCUUUGUUUAACGUUUCUCUUUACUAUCUCUUAGCUACGUUUUAUGCUUUUCCACGAUUCUUGCAGCUUCAUCUGCGGACAUCAUAUCUUCACAAGCUUUCCUUGUUAUAUUGUGCUGCUGUUCGCUGUCAUCUAGUGCUUUCAGUAGUAGAGGUGACCUUUCCCAGCAUCUUGAGACGGUUGCUGUCCAUCACGGCAAUGCGGCCCAUUGCUGCAACUUUGUCAAAGGGUUCCAAAAACAAGGGUGCCUUAGGGACAAACUCAACCUCUGCAGUCUCAAACUGCUGCAGCUCUUGUGGGUUCUCAACCUUCUGCCCACCGGUCUUCUUGGAUUGCUUCCACAUGAUCUUUGUCAUCUUGCAGGCAACCUUGGCAGUGCGGGAAAAGACAAUAGGAGUGUAGCCAGGCUUGAGGAUGCCAGGAUGCUCCUGCACAGCAACUGUCGCAGUAAAGGACUUCACAGGAUUGAGGGUUCCCUCUUUCUCCAGAUAAAUGAUGUCACCAGGAGAUACUUUCUCAUCCUUGCCAAUGCCCUUGAUGGACAUUCCCACAGAGUCGCCUGGACCAGCAGCAUCAAUGGUCUUCUUGUGUUGCUCAAUGGAAAACACCUUCUUUCCAGUGAGGCUAGCAGGAGCAACACCAACAACAUCUCCAGGGUGAAGAGUACCUUGUUCAACAGUUCCUGCAAUGAUCUGACCUAUACCCUUGAUGUUGUAAACAUUGGAGAUGGGAAGACGAAGGGGUGCAUUGGGCAACCUCUUGGGGGGUUGGAUGAACUUGUCCAGGGCAUCCAGAAUGGUGUAGCCUUGGACAGUGACUUUUGGACUCAAGUUGGCCUUCCAUCCCUUGUACCAUGGAGCCUUGUCAGACUUUGCCACCAGGUUGUCACCAUUGUAUCCAGAAUAUGGGAUGAAUGGGACCUUCUUUGGCUUGAAACCAAUCAACUGGAGCAUCUUGACAAACUCUGCCUUGAUUUCCUCAAAUCGUUCCUCAGACCAACCACAAGAAUCCAUCUUGUUGACUCCAACAAUGAUCUGCUCAACACCCAAGAGAUACAAGAGGCGGGCAUGUUGUCGGGUCUGACCUUCUUCUACACCCAUCUUGGGAUCAGCCUUGGCGAUAGCAGCCUCGAAGCCACCCUUCUCUGCUGGCACCAGAAGGAGGCCAACAUCAGCAGAAGAGGAACCUGUAAUCAUGUUCUUGAUGUAGUCCUUGUGGCCUGGAGCAUCCACUAUUGUGUAGUGGUACUUGUCGGUGUAAAAGUCCUUGGUGGUGGAUUGGAUGGUGACUCCACGUUCACGCUCUUCCUUGCCUUGGUCCAUGUAGUAUGCGAAUCCAAAGGAAGCUUUUCCCUUCUCGGUUGCCUCUUGCUGCAACUUUGCCAUCUCCCUUUCGGAUAUGCCACCCUGUUUGUAGAUGAGGUGUGAAACUGUGGUGGACUUUCCAGCAUCCACGUGGCCAGUGACAACCAAGGAAAUGUGCUCUUUGUUGUUGUUAGUGGAGGAAGUAUCAGUGGACAUGAUGGUUGACUUGAUCUUUAGUGACUUUUGCUGUUCUUGUUGUGUGAUAGUGUGGUGUUUGUGUCUGCCUCUAUAACAGACCUGUUCUCUUGCUUGUUGCUUUCUCUUUAGUUUUUGUUUUCUUGAAAUCAA